UAACAGCGGUGUCAUCGCGGGACUGCAGCCGAGAAACGUUGACGGAGCGACGGUCGCCAAGAGACUCGUCAGUUUGGUCGGGAAUACAGAAAAUGGACGACAGCCUGGCACGGCGGGAGGCAGGUCGUCCUCCGAGGAGGGUGUCUGCCGCCGCGGAGCAUGGAACUAGCGCUAGCCUGCAAGAUGGCGAGGUGAUCCAUGUAGCCUCCGCCAGAGAAGCUCACCCCGGAGCGGACAGACUCUGUCCACGGAGCGCUGCUGCUGCUGCCGGGAGGAUGGAGAGGAGGAACUUGACACCGCAAGUGGUCUACCAGAGGUAUAUGCCGAUGGAGCCCCUCAAGUUAACCAUACCGAGGAAAACCAGGGAAAAGAGAGCUGUGCUCCACGUUUCCACUGAGUCCCGGGAGUAUGAAGACAUGAUGACCAUCCUGACCUCCAGCUACAUCGACACCAACUCUUCCGGCUGCAUCACCUACAGCAGACCUCGGCUUGUCCACAGUGAGCAGCUGGAAAAAGAGUUUGUGGAGAAGAGGAAGGAGAUGAAGGCAGAAGGGAGGUCUGAAAAGGAGCUGGAGGAGAGCUACUGUUUCCUGCUGACAGAUGCUAUCAAGUCGUUCCAGCUCUGUGAGAAGGGCCUGUUCGUAGGUCAGAGUUGGAUCACACUGCUGGGAAACCCCACUAAAGGAGUGUAUCUUUCCAGGUACUCAGACCUGCUACAGAGUAACGCCUUCACGCCAGGAGCCACAGGGGAGAUCAUCAUCUUCAAAGUGAUGAAGGGAAAAGUGAAGAGCAUCUAUGAAAACAUGAAGAACAUUCUAGAUCCAACGCCUCGCUUCGACAGCCAUAUUUCUAAGAAUGCCAGCAAAGUCACCUCGGUCAGCUCUUACCGCGCCUUUGAGCUCACACAGCAAUACUUCUACGAGUAUUCGUUUGAUGAGCUGCGGGAGCGACCUCGCCAGGUGUGUCCGUACGCCAUCGUCUCCUUCCAGUUUAAUGGAAAAGACUCUCCGCUUCCCAGCAAACCUUUAGCACCCAUGAGGUUGAACAGUCAAUUAGCAGAAGGGAGUAAAGAGCGUGUGCAGUUCACAGUGUGGAGUGGAGAUUUAUUGAAAGAUGACCGGGUUCUCUUCCAGAUCUCGCUUCGCUCCUUCUCUCCUCCCUUCCUACCCCACAGACUACCAGAGAAACUGGAAAUUGGUUAUUUAAUGAGGCUCGACCAGGUGACCAAGCUGCUCCCAGCCGAACUGUUCUCCUACAACCUCUACAACAGCAGUCAAGAAGUCAUGAAUAACGGACAUUGCUGCAGUCUUCUAGAGGUGAUUGACAGGAAUCGGUCUACAACCAGUGUGACAAAACUGCUACAGGAACUAGAGAUGAAGAGAGUGGUUCUGGUGACUCCACUUACUGAGAAAGGCUUUCUUUUCUUGUUGUCCAGUGUUCAGAUGGCCACACCUACUGAGAGAGGAGAGAACUGGAAACGGUGUCUUCAGGCCUUGUUUGUCUUUCCAGAAACUAGAGAUGUGGCCAAAUCCACACCACGGUCUGCCUCCUCGUCCCACGAUGCCUCAGAGCCGUCGAUAUCUGGUGCAACAGUGAUGCCGCAGCUGAACCAGUUUAUCCCAGCGCUGCAUCACUCCCUGGUCAAAGCCCGCGCAAACCCCCCUGCUGAGCUGUCGGCUGGUGUGGAGCGCCAGGCACGGGAAUACCUUGUCGGCCUGAAUGACAGCACUGUUCGACAGUACCCAAUGGGCGAGUAUGACGAGGAGGGACAGGUGUUUCCUGCUCCCAAACAACAUCGAGUGAACAUGGACAGCUACCUGCACUCCUACCUGUACAGUCCUGCCGUCUACCUGCUGUCAGUGGCCCGGGCCAAGCAGAUGGUGGAGGUGCACUGUGGCCCUGAGCAGCCCCAGGAGCUGAAGCCCAGCAAGAGUAUCGCAGGCCAGAGAGAGGCAACGAGCAGCACUGGAGAUGCACAGACCAACUCUCAAAAGAUGCAGCAACUGAUAGAUCUUGUUCUGACUUGUAAGAGCAAUGCAGAAAAUGAGGUGAGGAGGGAGGCAGGAGAGGGGCUGAAGGCGCCAGGGAGGAAGAGGAAGCUGGAACAAGAGACAGCACAGAGGGCGCUUAAAUUCCUGAAAGCAUCACAGGAACCUGAAAGGCACCACAACAUCCCAGCUGAGGGAAGCCAGAUCCCCUCCUCUCCUGUCUCUCUUACGUCUGUGAUUGGCUCAGUGGGAUUGAAGGAUGUUGAUUUGAGAGAAGAUGGAUCGGAACUGCCUGCCAAACUUCUUGGCCUGCUGACAGGCCUCACCCAGGCUGCUGGGGGAAUGGCCAGUCAGAGCUUUUUUGAGACACCAGUGGAGGCGCUGAGGGAGUCCUCUCCAUUUGACAGGCUGGCCACAAAGCUGGGCUUGCCCACCAACUGUGACAUUGAUCUGAGGAAGCAGGAGGAGCUGGAGGAGCAGACGGCGGGCAGCGUCAGUAGUUUGGAGGGAUUCAGUCCCGGCUCACACAGCGGCGAGACGAAUCAUCACGGAGCAGCAGGUCGAGGAGGAGGAGGAGGCGGAGGAGGUGGAGGAGGAGGAGGAGGAGGGCUGUGGAGGAGAACAGGAGGUUUCGAAGAGGAGGAGGAACAGGGGGAGAUCCCAUGGGUCCUCAUCCCCAUAACAGGUCUGUGUUCAGAGAGGUACACCCAGAGAGACAGGAACGUCCCUCAGGACCCUCGCUUCCAGCACCUCGCCACGGCAACAAGCAUCGCCACAACAACCAAACCUCACAGGAACAGCCCCGCCUUGUCCCCUGAGCCCAGCCCUCCUGCCUCUCCUUUCCCCUUACCGUCCCCCGAAGCCAGCCCUGCCCUCUCCCCCACCCAUUGCCCCUCACCUGACCCCAGCCCUCCCAUUUCACCCUCGCAGUGUCCAUCUCCAGUACCAAGUCCCUUUCCUUCCCCGUCUCAGUGCCCAUCUCCAGAGCCCAGUCUCCCUCCUUCCCCUUCCCGAUGCCCAUCUCCAGAGCCCAGUCCUCCCCCAUCUCCCUCCCAGUGCCCGUCCCAAAAGACCCGCCCUCCCCUCUCAUCCUCUUGGUGCCGGUCCCUGGAGCCUGAUAAGCUCAGCCCACUUAUUAAGAGCCAGAGAGGUGCUAACGAGGAGCGGUUAACCCUCAUAGGCUCCAGGGAGUUUACAGGUGGGUCCAGUGACAAAGGAGAGAAACUUCAAGGGAAAGAAAAGAAGACUGGAGAUCCACGUCUUUCUGCAUCCAUCCGUCAAUGUAACCCUCCAGCUCUAGAGCACAGGACUCUCCUACCCCCUGCUGUGCGAGGGAAGGAGGAGGCAGAGCAGAAAACAGGGAAGGUUAAGGAGGCACAGGUAGAACUUCUGGAGAAGGAAAGGAAAGCUCAGCCAGUUGAAAGAGUGUGGAAACAAGGGGAAGCAGAGACGGUGGAAUGUAAGCCAAAUAAGGAGGAGGUGGUGGACAUGAUGCAAGAGCCCUCUAAUGGAAAGGAGCAGAAGGGAAAAUUGAAGGAACUGGCUAGUAGCUCUGUGUUUUCUCCUUCUGUCUCCUCUUCUGGUGUUUGUCCUCACAGAGACAUUGACAGCAUUGUGGACAAACAUAUGGGUGAUUUCUCCUCUGAGAUUCAGCUCCUCCUGCAGGAGGAGAACAUUCAAUACAGCUUCUCUCAGUCCUCACACUCCACUUCAAACGCAGACACCACCACAUCUCAACACACACUCCUGCAAGCCUCAUUAUCUCAGUUUUCACCAUACGUGUCUCUCUUCAACCCUUGUCCCCCCGUCCAUGAGUACUUGAACUCACUACGAGACAGCAUUAACAGGAUGCUAGCAGAGUUUGAUGACAGCUUGCCGAGCCACAAGCCUGGCACCAGCCAGACUAAUUCUGAUGCCACGUUGGCGAACAGCGUUAGUGCUUUUGUGGCCAGUGUCCGAGCAGCUAAUGCUAAAACAGGAAGAGAUGAUGAGGUUCCUACUAGUGGUGAACUGAAUGCUGCUGAUGCCAGUCCCUCUGUCAGUAAAAGUCCUGCGCUCUCCAGAGGAGGCGAACUGUGGCGGCCAGAUGCUACAAACUGCAGGAAUCCCACAACUUCUCAUGCCACUUUAUCCACUCCUACCUCUGCAUCUGCUUCUGCAUACAAGCCUGCCAACACUACUGUCCUCUGCCCUACUAACAAGUCACAACAGUCCCAGUGGAAACCACAGCAAAGUCACACUUUAGAGACCAGGACAGUCACGCAAGACAUCCAGCAAGCACAAGAUAAGGGCAUUGCCAGUACUGUACUUUGUACUGCUGGUGUGGAAGGUGGGAGUACUCUUUCAGGUACAAACUGUGACACAACCCUGCCAGGGUUCAGCAGCGUCUCUCUACAAUUGGCAGAAUCUUCCAACCUGUCUGAGCGGGUCUCCAGCCCGAGCUCUGUUUCCGUCCCUGGGCCCAGUGGGGUCCCUGCUCCCCCGGCUACAGCCCUGAGCUCCCUGAUUGGCCAGCUGCAGCCAGAGGUGUUCAGCAAUCUGGUGAAGAUCAUCAAUGACGUCAAGAAAAACUCUGUACAGUUUUACCUCCACUGCACUGAAACAGGAGACCAGGUCUAUGAAGAUGUCAAGGAACUCCUGUUGAAGCAGGGUAACGUGGAGCAGAGUCCUGUGGCCUUUCUGAACCAAGAAAACUCUGAAGACAGACUGCUGGUCAUCAUCAAGAACAAAGACAUAGCUGGACACGUACACAAGAUCCCAGGCUUGGUGUCUCUGAAGCGACACCCCUCUGUGGUGUUUCUGGGAAUCGAUACGCCAGACGACAUCAGGAACAACAGCUACAAUGAGCUUUUUGUUUCUGGAGGUUGCAUCGUCUCAGAUGACUUUGUGCUCAAUCCAGAUUUCAUCACCCACGAUCAACUGGCCGCACUGCUGAUGUUCCUGGAAAAGCACAGUUCUGGCGAGAGUGUUUGGAGGUGGAAGGUUCACUGCAAAACCCACAAACGACUAAAAGAACAAGCCAGGUUUAGGAACGACGCAGCCAACCUGCUGGACUUGCUGUCAGCCUAUCAGAAGCGUCAAAUUGUAGAGUUCCUCCCGUACCAUCACUGUGACACGAUGAACCAUCAGUCACCCGACCUGGGCUGUCUCAUCGAGCUCCAGGCCCGGUACACACAGUACCGACACACCAUCUUCCUCACGGCGUUCUCCUGUCAGUCUGUGGGUUCUACUCAGUGUUCAUCUCUGUCCUCAGGUCACAGCAGGCAGCUCAAUCAGGGGAGCUCUGUGUCGGGUUCUGAACGUUCUCCCUCCACCUUCCCAGAGCACGUCCACUCCCUGCCCUCUGGCCACCAGCCCCAGCAGGUCCUCCCUCAGCCCGGCUCCAGCCACCCCUCUCUCCCCCACCUCUCCGAUCAGCUCGUCCCAGACGCCUCCUGCAGGGAAGGAGUCCUGCCUCCUUCAGACAAAGACUGCGAGGUUCUCCGACAGGCCAUCUCGCAGUUGCGUGCGGAGCGUCAGGCGCAGCUGCAACAGCUACAACAGCGGAAGCAGCUGCUGGAGCUGCAGGCGGAGUUGAGCAUCAACCCCAUCAAGAGCCUUACUGACACUCCGGCUGGUGCAGGCAGCGAUCACAGCAGCCCUCCUCCCGACGACUCGGUCCAGCUCACUCCUGGCAGGGCGGUGGCAGCCACUCUGGACUUCAUUCACUCUGAGCUGCAGCCAGAGCUGGAGGAGGAGAGGCAGAAGGCUCCCACAGAGGCACCCCGAGCAGAAGCAGAGGCUGCAGAUCAGAGAGGGGGUGCUCUGAGAACGGCGGGAGGAAGCAGCGGUCCCGGUAACACUGACUCGUCUACCCUUCCACCCAAUCACAAGACAGCAGGAGCGAGCAGUCGGACUGACUCAGCCAAUAAGCGGAGAGAUAAAGAAGCAGAACCUGCAGCGACCUGCAGCACCGCAGCUGCUUCUGUAGACGGCGACGGAUCGAGCGGCGCUCCGUCAGGUCGGGAGCAGCCAGUCAGAGCUGAGGAAGCAGCACCGGCCAACAGCACAGCCAGCAGCGCCAAAGUAACUGGGAAUAUCACCGCGGUAACGGACCAGGACGGCAACCCGAGACCUGCUGUGCCCCAACUACAGCAGCAUCCGAAUAAACAGCAGCUGAACCCGGCCCCUCACAGCCAGCAGCGAGGUGACGGCCUGCUGCAUCCCCCACUGCUGCCUCGACUCCACAGUCAGCCUUUCUCCCCGGGCCCUAUGCUGGGGCCCCUGUCCUCCCUGGGGGGGAUAAGGGGCUUCCUGGGGCACACGCCGGUAUGGCCAGCGGGUUUAGGCCCCACAGGUGCGGCUGCCCUGGUGUGGGGCUUCCAGCAGAGCGGCAGGGACUUCAGCGGCCCUGGACUGCUGGGAGGAUACCACGGCCCUGCAGGUCAGGGCGGAGCCAGGUACAGAGGGGGGCAGCGAGGAGGGGGCUUCAAUGGGAUGUAGACGGCAGGUUUGACUACACCAGCUGAUCGAACCGCAGCUCAGGUAGAAAACCAAAAACAUCCCGAAAACUACCAGGUGCUACAGAGGAGCGAAGGCGUGUCGCCACUCUGCACGCUGCUGCCACACUUCACGAGCUACCACCACCACCACCACCACCAGGAGGAGGCUCAGCGCCGGUCCAGCACCGUCCUGCAGCACUCUGUGCUUUUCUUGCCUUUUUUUAUUUUUUAUUUUUUUGGACAGCGACAGACACAGAUGCCAGAACAGACUGUGUGUUUAAAAAAAUAAAACUCGAUUCAAACCAGCUGAACGUGACGCUGCUCAUUAGCAACUUUAAUUCAAACAAAAAACACUGACGGCAGGCUGCUGUAAAAUAACAAGAUUUACUUUAAUUCACACACGGAGAGGCGUCUUCCAUUGAUGUUUAAAAAAAAAAAUAAAUCCGUCAAUGUAAUUCACUCCUCUGUGUGUGAGCUCAGUCUGUACCAGAAGGUCGUUUUUGCAUCAUCCUGCUUACAAAUGACAAUGAAAACCAGAAUAAGAAGUGAACCUGGUGUGGUCUGCAGAGUGUGGAGUCAAAAACAAAUGUAGAAGAAAUGUAUGCACCUUCAACAACGAUGAAGCUUUGAACUUUUGAACAUAUGUGACAUAAAAACAACCACCUGAGAACGACAGACAGAAGGCUUUGUGAUGUCCGGCUGAAUGACGGGGCUCAGUUCAGGAGCCUCUUUGUUUCCAGGAUGACUGGACUCUGCUCUGAGACAGAGCUUUGACUCAAAUGUAAAACCAGUGGAAUCCCAACUCCCAGCUUCCUGUAACGCACCCCCACUUUGACGGUUCUGAUGCAGCUUGUGACUGACGGCCAAACGGGACAUAAAAGAUUUUUUUAGACACAAGAGAAAUUUUACUAGCAAUGGAUUGAUCCUUGAGGAUGUUGUCUCCACCAAGGAAACAAGAGCUGCUUCUUUGUGAAAACUGAUACCGUGGAAGAACUAAAAACAGAAGGUCUGUAAUGGAAGCAGACAGACAGACAGACAGACGGCCUUACACGUCUUCCAGCUGUUUAUAUCUUGUAAAAAAUGAAACGGUUUUUGUACUGAAUGUGUGGUUUCCCACUCCACAACUGUUUGUGUUUAGUUGCUGUUGUAUGUUGGAAAAGAUUCUGUAACAGACUGGUUUUAACUUAAAUCUCAUUUUUAUCUUGUUUUUUGUUGUUUUUUUUUUUACAUAAGGUUUUUUUUGUAAUAAAUCUGCCUGCAGAAACCAGUGA
Stegastes partitus (bicolor damselfish) is the source of this 7740-nucleotide messenger RNA. RefSeq lists its product as uncharacterized. The transcript has 27 exons. Bases 93 to 6470 code for a protein of 2125 amino acids. Gene Ontology annotation, biological process: protein localization to heterochromatin; negative regulation of gene expression, epigenetic. The record is from RefSeq and is a predicted model, not a curated record. Gene Ontology annotation, cellular component: heterochromatin; nucleoplasm. Gene Ontology annotation, molecular function: chromatin binding. NCBI's taxonomy places the organism in Eukaryota, Metazoa, Chordata, Actinopteri, Pomacentridae.